GUGUCCUUGCAAACCUUGUGAAUGGGUGCCUGCAGGUGCUGGGACCUGGUGUCCCCUCCAAGAGCUCUGUCCACUCUGGGUUCCAUGGCGUGGUCUGAGCCUGGUAGGCGGCACACCCUUGGAGGAUCUGGGAAAGCCAUGAACUAGUGCCCCCCAAACUGUAUACACAAAUGAAAUUUCCCAUGUGAUGUUUAUGCGGUUCUCAGGCCCCCAGACAGCCAGGACCUAAAAGUGGUUCUUAAUGGCAGUAAUGCCCACAUCAGGAACAAGUGUUCCCCUCCCGCCCUGCAGCACGGGCAGCAGCGGGGGCUGGGGAGCUGUGCCGCAGCCCCACGCAGGCCACAUCUGGCCUGUCAUCUUCAUCUCCCAAUGAGGAAACUGAGACAUUGAGAGGAAGGCGCCCUUCGAGAUGGCAGGAACAGUCUCCCCCAGGCCCCCACCAUGCGGACCUCCCAGCCUCCUCCCCUUGCCGUGCUCCGGAGCCUGACCUCGGCCCCAACAUUACCGCCCUCUCUGUUGUCCCGUCCCCCCCCCCCCCCCCCCCCCCUCUGUUGUCCCGUCCCCACCCUCCCCGCCUCCCUCUCUAGGAAUCCCUGGGGUGUGGGGUCUUCAUCCCACACCGCCCUGUCCCUGUGUCCACCCUGCCCACCCCACCUCUGAGCCACUUGGUUGGGGUGUCCUCUGCCGAGGCUUGGGUUAGUUACGGGGGCCUGCGGGCAGGCUCUCUCUCCUCCCCAUCCUCAGUUUCCACCUCCGUGGAGUGGGUCCUGGGGCAGUCAUGGGAUGGAGCGGGUGCUGUGCCUGGCUGGCCUGGCAGGGGCAUGCAUGCCCAGUGGCGGGCACAGCUCCUUGUGUGGUCCUGGUGCCCCAAGCUCAGAGCCCACCCGUAGCAUGGACCUGGGCAAUCAGUAGCUGUCUCAUUCUGUCACCUGGGAAAUGGCUGCUUGUCCUGCGUCACUUGAUCAUCUCUGAGAGGACAGCAGGUGGAUUGGUUGUAUCCUAACCCUGGUGAGGCCCUGGCCUCUAGACGAGCCUCCCUGUGACAACAGGUCCACCAGGGCCGGGACUCAGCCCCCGUGCCAGAGAGCGGCUUGAUGAGAUUCCCAGUUGCUGAGCGCACACUGGGGAGCUGCCUGGCAGUGCCCAGGGCAGACGUGGGUGGAUUUGUGGGUGCGGAGGAGCCUGCCUUACCUGCCCAGGAGCCCACGGACUCACAUACUGAUGAGUCUCCGUUCCGGGGAAGGUUGCGUUUCUCUGGCUGUGAGCAAGUUGACCGUCGCGUCUGUGGCUCCCUAGACAGGCUGGGGCCUCAGGGCCCAGAUCAGCCUGGCUGCGUCAUCCCUGGGAGCACAGACCUGGAUGUGGAGUCUGGAAGCUCCAAGCUCCCUGACCUUCAUCCCUGUGGCCUGGAAGGGGAGGGGAAAAGAGUCACAUGACCAGGGUUCCUCCUGCAUUGAGCCCCCAGACCCAAGAGCCUCAAUCCACCCUCCCGUCCCCCCCCCUCCCCCCCCCUGACCUCCCCUGCCCUCCCUUGCCCUGUCCUCCCCUCCCCUCCCCUCUCCUCUUCUCCCUUCCCCUGCCCUGCCCUCCCUGCUCCUGGGGCCCAGCGAGGACCCCGUGGGUCACGUUGGGGGACAUUGGUUAUCGCCCUCACGAUUGCUCUGAAUAUAAGAAAAACCUCCUGCUGGGAACACGAGCUGGCCUGUGCUCCAGGGCGAGAAGAGGGGCCCCGAGUGCCUGGCCGCCGGCUCCAUCAUCAUGAACCGGGAGCUGGAGAGCAUGGCCAUGCGCCCGCUGGCCAAGGAGCUGACGCGCAGCCUGGAGGACGUGCGGGGCGCCCUCCGCGACCAGGCGCUGCGGGACCUGAACACCUACACGGAGAAGAUGAGGGAGGCGCUGAGGCACUUCGACGUCCUGUUCGCCGAGUUCGAGCUCAGCUACGUCUCGGCCAUGGUGCCCGUGAAGUCCCCCAGGGAGUACUAUGUGCAGCAGGAGGUCAUCGUGCUCUUCUGCGAGACGGUGGAGAGGUGGGCAGAGGAUAGAGGCCGCCCCUGCCUUCACCUCUGCCCGGCCCCCUUCCACCGCCCCAUGGUCACUUUUCUGUCGGCCAGAAGGGCAGAUCCUGCAGGUGAAGUCACGUGUCAGAGGACAAAAGCUGGAAGUCUCAGGGCCCUCGACUUCGGGUACCUGACCCAGGACAUGAUUGAUGACUACGAGCCUGCCCUCAUGUUCAGCAUCCCCAGACUGGCCAUCGUGUGUGGCCUCGUGGUCUAUGCGGAUGGACCCCUGAACUUGGACCGCAAGGCGGAAGACAUGUCCGAGCUGUUCCGGCCCUUCCACACGUUACUGCGGAAAAUAAGGGAUUUGCUGCAGACACUGACAGAGGAGGAGCUGCACACGCUGGAACGGAACCUCUGCAUUUCCCAAGACGUGGAGUUCCCCAUCCGCGCAGAUGUGCAGGGACCCGCUGCGCUGACUCCUGCCCUCUCUGCCCCUCUCCCCCCUGAGGGGCCGCUCUCAGUCAAGGCCAAAGACCCGGACGCAGAGCUGGCCUGCUCCAUGCAGUACGACGACCAGGAGCUGGAGCAGCUCAGCCGCAUGGUCCACAGAGCGGGGGAUGAGAUGUCCUCUCUGCUGUCACCGCCCAGCGCCUGCCAGUCCCCCGCGCACAGGCCAGGAGCAGAGGGCAGCCCAGGCGGGGAGGCCUCUCCAGGCAGAGCGCACCUGCGGUCGGGCAGUGACGAGGAGGAGCGUGUGUUCUUCAUGGAUGACGUGGAGGGGAUGGCAGAAGCCCUGGCCAGGCCCGAGUCCCCAGGUGGCCCAUUUGGGUGGGCAGGCAGUACUCGGGCCGACCCCCAGGAGAAAGGGCAGGGUGGGCCAGGCGGAGCAGCGGGAGUCAGCGUGCCCGCCUCGGAAAAGGAGGAGGACUUGAGCAACAACAACACCACCGAGGCCGAGGGCACGGGCGGGGCCAGCCUCGCAGGCACCAGCUCCUGCAGCUGCCUGGACUCGCGGCUGCAGCUGGACGGCUGGGAGGUGGGUGCGGACGACGCAGAGACGGCCGAGAUGAUCGCCCACCGAACGGGGGGCAUGAAGCUCUCAGCCACGGUCAUCUUCAACCCCAAAUCUCCCACUUCCCUGGACUCUGCUGUCGCCACCCAGGAGGCCGCCUCGGAGCCCGUGGCCGAGGGGAUGGAUGGUGGCCCCCACGAGCUUAGCACUGCGGCCACCAACUGCCUGUUGCACUCCUGCGUGUGCUGUGGGAGCUGUGGGGACAGCAGGGAGGAUGUGGUGGAGCGUCUGCGGGAGAAGUGCAGCCCGGGAGGCGUCAUUGGCGCCUCAUACGCUGCCAGCUUAGCCAAGGCCAGCGACAGGGCCGCUGAGAGACAGGACGAGGCGCCCCCGCCCUCAGAAGAUGCCUCCGACGGGCGGGAGCGCAAAGCCCCCACUUCCAACAAGUGCCUGCCUCACACCUCAGGUUCCCAGGUGGACACAGCGAGUGGGCUGCAAGGAGAGGCCGGGGUUGCAGGUCAGCAAGAGCCAGAGGUCAGAGAGCUGGAUGCUGGGAGCCCCUCGGCGCAUGAGGCACCUCAGCCCCUGUCGGGCUCCAGCAGCUCCGCGGCUGGGUCCUGCUCCUCAGACAAGACAGGGCCAGAGGUGGCCCCAGCAGCCACGCAUGUCGCUCCACAGGCCACAAGAGAGAAGAUCCGGUCCAGGUUCCACGGCAGCCACGACCUCAUCCACCGCCUGUUCGUCUGCAUUUCAGGUGUGGCUGACCAGCUACAGACGAACUAUGCCAGUGACCUGAGAAGUAUUCUUAAAACACUGUUUGAGGUCAUGGCCACCAAGCCCGAAACAGACGACAAGGAAAAGUUAAGGAAGGUCACCCAGACUCUGCGGAGUGCGGCCUUGGAGGACUGUGCACUGUGCCAGGAGACCCUGUCAUCCUCUGAACUGGCAGCCAAGACCCGCGACGGGGACUUUGAAGACCCCCCGGAGUGGGUGCCAGAUGAGGCCUGUGGCUUCUGCAUGGCGUGCAAAGCGCCCUUCACCGUCAUCCGCCGGAAGCACCACUGCCGCAGCUGCGGGAAGAUCUUCUGCUCGCGCUGCUCCUCGCACUCAGCACCACUGCCCCGCUACGGGCAGGUGAAGCCGGUCCGAGUGUGCACCCACUGCUACAUGUUCCACGUCACGCCCUUCUACAGCGACAAGGCCGGCCUGUGACGUGGCGCCAGGGGCAGCCCCAACCCACCAGGGCCAGGAACCCCCAGGAAGGUGGGGCCAUGCUGCAGGCGAUCGCACUGACUCUCAUGAGGCUGCUGUGCCUGCUGCUGCAGGGCCGCCCAGACCUCUAGGACAUCCAGAGCCUCUGUCUCGCCCAUCGUGGCCUCCGCGCAGGGACCCCGGGCCGCAGGGGCCAACAGGAGGUCAGCUUUGCCCAGCAGGGGACCCGGAGGAGCCUGGUAGCUGCCUCAGGGCAGGGUGCCUGGCAGAGAAGGGCUAGGCCCUCCCACUGGUCCCUUGGAGCUCCGCUGGGGCUAUGGGAAUCGGGGUGGGUGACAGCUGUACAAGAGUAGGGCCACUCUGCCGCCUCUGCUGUUGUGGUGAAUCUGGAAGCCAGAGCAAGGGUCACUGCACAGGCUCUGCGGCACAGCAGGGCUCCCCAUGUGCCUCCCAAACCCAAAAUGCAGGCUGCCCAUUCUCCCCAACAGCUGCCCACCUCGUUCCCCAGCCCUCACCCCUCACCAUCCUUCCUCAGGACUUCCUCAGGACUAGACAACAUGCAUCUCAUUUCUUCUUGGAGUGGGGAGAUGCGGGAAGCUGACCUAGUGGUCCUCUAAGCGGGCAGGGUGCUCCUGGUGUCUGCUCACCACUGUCCCCCUGCUGACGGCGUGGGGGUCUGACCAGGCACUGACACCACAGGCAGACGUUGCUCGGGGCCUUGGUUCGGGCUUACCAGUCAGCCAGGACGCCUGGGGCCGCCAUCUCAGCCACCACUUCCCCUUCCCUCUGCACCCUCCGGAACCCUGGCCCAAUUCCUCAGACCCCAAAGUGGCCUGGGACCCAAGCUGCCGCAGCUGAGUGGCCCCAGCAGACACCUCCUCAGGCUUAAAUCUCAGGCUUCACAUUGCAAUGACGAUUGCAGUUUUAUUUUUGGAGAUGACACACCUACUGCUUCUUUUCUAGGAUAAAAUCUAAUGACUAUUUACCGGUGGAGUACACAUGCAUAGAAAUGGCUUCUGUCGGGGGGAGAGUAUAUAAUGGAAGAAAUAUUAUGUACUGAGAUUAUAUUUAUUUUCUAAAUGCUGUAAUUUGAAGCCAUUUCCAUAAAUCUAUUUAAGGAUGGCA
Molecule: messenger RNA, 5349 nt
Organism: Piliocolobus tephrosceles (Ugandan red Colobus)
Lineage: Eukaryota; Metazoa; Chordata; Mammalia; Primates; Cercopithecidae
Gene: ZFYVE28
Product: zinc finger FYVE-type containing 28
Exons: 12
Coding region: 1759-4224 (821 amino acids)
Biological process (GO): negative regulation of epidermal growth factor-activated receptor activity
Cellular component (GO): early endosome membrane
Molecular function (GO): metal ion binding
Source: RefSeq, a predicted model, not a curated record